Molecule: messenger RNA, 1703 nt
Organism: Ochotona curzoniae (black-lipped pika)
Lineage: Eukaryota; Metazoa; Chordata; Mammalia; Lagomorpha; Ochotonidae
Gene: ZNF358
Product: zinc finger protein 358
Exons: 2
Coding region: 4-1695 (563 amino acids)
Biological process (GO): regulation of transcription by RNA polymerase II
Molecular function (GO): RNA polymerase II cis-regulatory region sequence-specific DNA binding; DNA-binding transcription factor activity
Source: RefSeq, a predicted model, not a curated record
ACCAUGGAGAAGGGGGCGGGACCGUGGAGAUGGGCCCUGGAGACGGCUGGGGCCAGCGCCCAGGACCUGCACCCAGAUGCCGCUCCGGAAGCAGCUGGCACCUCGGCCCCUGGGCUACUAAGGCGGCGCUCGGUCUUGGUCAGGAACCCCGGCCACAAGGGCCUGAGGUUAAUUUGCCAAGAUUCCAUAUCCGAUUCUGACACCGAGGAAGCGCGGGGCCGUGACCACGAGCAGAGCGAGCAGAGCGAGCAGAGCGAGCCCGAGGUAGAGGAGGUGGGGCCUGAUACCACAGAACUCCACACCAACUCCAACUCCAGCUCCGAGGGCCUGGAGCCCGACCCCACAGCCCCUCCGGAUCCCCCAAACCUCCAGGACCCCACAUCUUCCAGUUUCGACUUGGACCCUGAUGUCAUUGGCCCGGUCCCCCUGAUCCUCGAUCCGGACCACGAAGAAGACACUCUCAGCCCCUCUGGUGACGCAGUGGACGACGACGACGACGACGUGGACCAGCUGGCUUCCAGCCCCUCCGAUGCGCCCCAGGUCCUGGCCCCCAGCCCGGCGGCCGUACUCCCCGCCGCCGCCGCCGCCCCCGCCAGCCCGCCCCGGCCCUUCUCGUGUCCCGAUUGCGGGCGCGCCUUCCGCCGCAGCUCGGGGCUCAGCCAGCAUCGCCGCACGCACAGCGGGGAGAAACCCUACCGCUGCCCCGACUGUGGCAAAUCCUUCAGCCACGGCGCCACGCUGGCGCAGCACCGCGGUAUCCACACGGGCGCGCGGCCUUACCAGUGCGCAGCGUGCGGCAAGGCCUUCGGCUGGCGCUCCACGCUGCUCAAGCACCGGAGCAGCCACAGCGGAGAGAAGCCGCACCACUGCCCGGUGUGCGGCAAGGCCUUCGGCCACGGCUCGCUGCUGGCGCAGCACCUGCGCACGCACGGAGGCCCGCGGCCCCACAAGUGCCCGGUGUGUGCCAAGGGCUUCGGCCAGGGCUCGGCGCUGCUCAAGCACCUGCGCACGCACACGGGCGAGCGGCCCUAUCCGUGCCCGCAGUGCGGGAAGGCCUUCGGCCAGAGCUCGGCCCUGCUGCAGCACCAGCGCACGCACACGGCCGAGCGGCCCUACCGCUGUCCGCAUUGCGGCAAAGCCUUCGGCCAGAGCUCCAACCUGCAGCACCAUUUGCGCAUCCACACGGGCGAGCGGCCCUACGCCUGCCCGCAUUGCUCCAAGGCCUUUGGCCAGAGCUCGGCGCUGCUCCAGCACCUGCAUGUGCAUUCUGGAGAGCGGCCCUACCGCUGUCAGCUGUGUGGCAAGGCCUUCGGCCAAGCCUCCAGCCUCACCAAACACAAACGUGUCCAUGAGGGGGCCGCAGCCGCAGCAGCUGCUGCUGCUGCUGCAGCUGCAGCCGCGGCUGCCAGCCUGAACCCCACAAUCAGGUCCGGGGAGGUGUCCCUCUUGGGUCCUGAUGGAGCUAUUUGCCCUAACGCCGAGCUGGAUCCCCAUCACCCCAGUCCUGAUCCCAAAGCCCUCCCUGCCUCGAGCUCUCCCCUCAGCCCCCAACCUGCAGGAGAUCAGGCGCCCAGUCCCCAGCCUCCAUCGGAACCCUGCUCACCCACCCCUGAGGUGGUCAGCCCAGCUCUCCCGAGCGGCAAGGGCCCCCAGUGGGACCAGGAGCCAGGGGCACUGCUGGGGCCCGAUGGCUGAAAGGGUUG